Messenger RNA from Amblyraja radiata (thorny skate), 6405 nucleotides. RefSeq names its product metabotropic glutamate receptor 7. The transcript has 11 exons. Gene Ontology annotation, cellular component: membrane. NCBI's taxonomy places the organism in Eukaryota, Metazoa, Chordata, Chondrichthyes, Rajiformes, Rajidae. The coding region runs from base 771 to 3488 and encodes 905 amino acids. Gene Ontology annotation, biological process: G protein-coupled receptor signaling pathway. Gene Ontology annotation, molecular function: G protein-coupled receptor activity. The record is from RefSeq and is a predicted model, not a curated record.
UCCGACAUUAACCCGAGGGACUCGAAUCCAACCGAUCACCAUCACUUGCUGCAUGUUGGAGAGUCUCUCACUUACCCCACUACAGAAUACAACGUAAUCCACAGCCACAAGGAACAGGCUUCCUAACCCUCGGCGCCGAAUCGAUGGUUUGUUAACUGCAGUGAUACAGGGUGUAGUUGGGACAUCGCGUCAUUGCUUUCCGCUGAAGCCACUUGAAUUUUUUUUUCUUCCCCCCCCAUCUCUUUCCAUCUACAACCCCCCCCGCCCCCCCCUUCCUGCUCCCCACCCCCAACAACUCCUCUCUCGGCUACGCGAGUGUCUUUUCACUGGUAGAAUCGAAACGAUCGUGGACUGAUGGAGGUGUACUGCAGAGAACGACUCAUGCUCAGAAUCAUGCCGACACCACACGCUCCUUAAGCGGGAGAGAGAUUCCCUGUAGUCCCGCUGGGUGGUUGGACGCUUGGUGGCGGCGGCUGUUAUAGGGGGGAAAAAUAAUAAUUUCCACACUUUCCAAAUCUGCGCAUGGAUCCUGCUUCUUGCAACUCGUCCAACUUUCCAUAGCUUUGUACUGGAGACAGAAUAACGGAGAUCGUGGGGUUAUUGAAAAUCUCCGUGUACAUAUAUUGAAACAUACAAACGAAGGAAGGCAGGGUAUGCUGUUCACCAAGUCGUUGCCUUGUGUAUUAUGACUGCCGCCAGACUCUAAUAGAGGUGCCUUUUCCAAAAAAACUUAGUUCGAUUGCAACUCGAGACCGACUGGGAGGUUAACGAUGGUCUGUUCAGGGAAAGCACUACACACCUUGUGGAGCUUACUGUGCUGGGCAGCGGUGGUGUGCGGAGAGAGUUUAGCCCAGGAACCUUUCGCGAUUCAUUCCAUUAGGACAGACGGAGACCUCACCUUGGGUGGCCUUUUCCCAGUACACGCCAGAGGACCGAAGGGAACUCCCUGCGGGGACCUCAAGAAGGAGAAGGGAAUCCAUCGUUUAGAGGCGAUGCUUUACGCCUUGGACCAGAUUAACAGCGACCCUGAUCUUCUGACCAACAUCACUUUGGGGGCUCGCAUCCUGGACACCUGUUCCAAGGACAUCUACGCACUGGAGCAAUCUCUUACUUUCGUUCAGACUCACAUCCAAAAGGACACUUCGGAUGUGAGAUGCACGAACGGGGAGCCCCCGAUCUUUGUCAAGCCGGAGCGAAUAGUGGGAGUUAUUGGAGCAUCGUCUAGUUCCGUCUCCAUCAUGGUGGCCAAAAUACUGAGACUGUUCAAGAUUCCUCAGAUCAGUUAUGCCUCCACUGCACCCGAGUUGAGUGAUAACAGCAGCUAUGCCUUCUUCUCCCGUGUUGUUCCUCCGGAUUCAUACCAGGCUCAGGCCAUGGUGGACAUAGUGAAGGCCUUGGGGUGGAAUUACGUGUCGACGUUGGCGUCAGAAGGGAGCUACGGUGAGAGUGGAGUGGAGGCUUUCAUGCAGGUCUCCAGAGAAGCCGGUGGGAUUUGCAUUGCCCAGUCCCUGAAAAUCUCAAUGGAGUCCAGAAGAGUAGACUACGACAAAGUCAUCAGGCGGCUUUUGGAUUCACCUGGUGUUCGUGGCGUAAUAAUUUUUGCCUCUGAGGAUGAUGUCAGACAGGUUCUUGCAGCUGCCAAAAGAGCAAGCCAAGCCGGCCAUUUCAUCUGGAUCGGCUCGGACAGCUGGGGCUCAAAGACCUCUCCGGUAAAGCAGCAGGGGGAGGUGGCUGAGGGAGCAGUGACCAUUCUGCCCAAAAGAGCCUCUGUGGAAGGUUUUGAUACAUACUUCACCAGUCGGACCUUGGAGAACAAUCGAAGAAAUGUCUGGUUUGCAGAGUUCUGGGAGGAGAACUUUGACUGUCAAGUGACACGAACGGGAUCAAAAAAAGACACAGCAAAAAAGUGCACAGGAGAAGAAAGGAUUGGAUCACAUUCCCAAUACCAACAGGAAGGUAAAGUUCAGUUUGUGAUCGAUGCUGUAUAUGCCAUGGCCCAUGCACUGCAGAACAUGCACAAAAACCUGUGCCCCGGCUACAUUGGCAUCUGCCCUGCGAUGGACCCAGUUAGUGGAGAAGAUCUCCUGCGGUACGUCCGCAAUAUACAUUUUAAUGGUAGUGCUGGAAACCCCGUGAUGUUCAAUGAUAAAGGUGAUCCUCCCGGCCGUUAUGAUAUCUUCCAGUAUCAGCUCAUUGCUAACAAUACCUGGGACUACCGCCUCAUUGGGCAGUGGACAGAGCAACUGUACCUCAAUGUGGAGGAUAUGCGGUGGGCUGGAGGGAGCCAUGAGCUCCCUGCAUCUGUCUGCAGCUUGCCCUGCAAAGCUGGAGAGCGCAAAAAAAUGGUGAAGGGCGUAUCCUGCUGCUGGCACUGUGAGCUUUGUGACGGAUAUCAGUAUCAACGAGAUGAGUUCAGCUGCUCCAUGUGCAGCUACGACAAGAGGCCCAAUGUGAACCGGACUGGUUGCACCCAUAUCCCGAUCGUGAAGCUCGAAUGGCAUUCACCAUGGGCCAUUAUCCCCGUCUUUCUUGCUAUGCUUGGAAUUAUCGCCACUAUUUUUGUGAUCGCCACUUUUAUACGAUUCAACGAUACGCCCAUCGUGCGGGCAACUGGCCGGGAACUCAGUUACGUCCUCCUCACCGGGAUAUUCCUCUGCUACAUCAUCACCUUCCUAAUGAUCGCCAAACCUAACACGGGAAUUUGCUCCUUCCGUCGCAUCUUCCUGGGCCUCGGCAUGUGCAUCAGCUAUGCAGCUUUAUUGACUAAGACAAACCGGAUUUUCCGUAUCUUUGAGCAGGGCAAGAAGGCGGUGACGGCACCCAGGCUUAUCAGCCCGACCUCCCAGCUGGCAAUCACAUCCAGUCUCAUCUCCGUCCAGCUCCUUGGAGUGUUCAUCUGGUUUGGGGUUGACCCACCAAACACAAUCGUGGACUACGAUGAACAGAAGACCUCGAACCCCGAGCUCGCCAGAGGUGUCCUCAAAUGUGACAUUACAGAUUUGCAAAUCAUAUGCUCCCUGGGAUACAGUAUCCUUCUAAUGGUGACAUGUACUGUUUAUGCCAUCAAGACAAGGGGCGUCCCAGAGAACUUCAAUGAAGCUAAGCCUAUUGGAUUCACUAUGUACACUACCUGUAUAGUAUGGCUUGCCUUCAUUCCAAUAUUUUUUGGCACUGCUAAAUCAGCAGAAAAGAUGUAUAUACAGACCACCACCCUAACCAUCUCCAUGAACCUAAGUGCUUCGGUGGCUCUGGGAAUGCUCUACAUGCCGAAGGUUUACAUCAUCAUCUUCCAUCCAGAGCAGAAUGUUCAGAAGAGGAAGCGCAGCUUUAAAGCAGUGGUUACCGCGGCAACAAUGUCCUCGCGACUGUCCCACAAAGCCUCAGACAGGCCGAAUGGUGAAGCCAAAACAGAGCUGUGUGAAAACGUAGAUCCGAACAGCCCAGCAGCCAAAAAGAAAUACGUGAGCUACAAUGACCUUGUAAUUUAAUUGCUAUGACCUGAAGGGGAGGUCGGGUUCUUCAGGCAUCUGGUCAUUCAUCUGGCACAGGCCUCCAUGUGCCCUACUGCCUACUGGUGGAGGGGCUUGUAAGCCAGGCUUUACCUCAGAGAUUGAACACAGAAGACCCAAGUGUUUGAUAAGCUCCUUGAGAAACAAUUCCUUCAAACCACCAUUGGACUAGCAAGCCACUGGCACUGUUGUAUUGCUAUUUGCGUGACCUUGCGCAUCAGUCAGAGCUGAGACCAAUGUAUCUUUUCGUGUGGGCAAACUGCAAUGAACAAGCGAGAUCUCACAGGGCCUAUUAAGUCUUUGAGUGUACUUCCAGACUGCAGUUUUUGACAAAGAGAAAAAAAAAAUCCAUCUAUAUAGUUUGUGAAGUUUUACGUGGUGCAUCUUUGUUGCUUCUGUUUCACUGUUGCUUCCUGAAUGCAGUCACACUUAUUAAUUGGUCUUGGAAUUACCUGUUUAGUCAACAGUUCAUGUCUUGUUAUGUCCCCUAUGGAGCUGUGAUAAAGGACUAUGAAAGCAUGUUCAUUUUCUACAGUUUGUUUGUAACCAGUAUUGACAAUAAUCUUGCUGCUUAUGUGCCAAUAUUGUGGAAUAUUCUUUCAUCCAAAUAUUAUUAUUUUUUUCUUAUGGUUACUUGUUAAUUGGGACAAAUGAUGUGUUGUCAACGAAUGUAUUAGCACAAGAAAUAAAACCAUUUGGAUUAAUUUUCUAUUCAUGCAAAAUAUGUUUUCUGGUAUUAUUCUAUUGUGAUGAAUCGAGCAGAUAAGGUGAAGAUGCAUCAACGAAUGAAUUAAUAGAAUGAGUAGGCCACUGGGCCUCUCAAGCCCUUUCUGUCCUUCAAUAAGAAUGGUGAUCAGUUUGCAUUCUUGUCUAUCUACAAUAACUUUUGACCCCUGCAACCAUUGCUUAUAAAAAAAUUCCCACUUUUGCUUUUAAACUAUUUCAAAGACCCCCUUGAGGAAGAGAAUGCCAUAGACUUGUGCCAUUCAGGGAAAAUACGAAACUGGCUUCAUUUCUGUAAAUGGGCAAAUAAUUAUCUUUAGAAAGUCUCCACUUACUGAUAGAUUUCCUCAUCAAUGGAAAUACCCAUCCAGUCAAGAUACAUUGAGAACAAAUACAUUUUAAAUUAAAUACCCCUUUGCCUUUCUAAAUUUGCAAAGUCAAGCCUGACCUGUCUUAUCUUUCCUCAAAAGACAUUCUUCCUCUGGCCUCUUUGAACUACUUCCAGCACGUCAAGCAUUGAUAUUAGCAAUUGCUUGAGUAACUGCCCUCUGCUACAUACAACACAUUUUGUAGUUUAUAACAUUUGCUGCUUUGUGGAUAGCUUGUCCUAAAAUCUGGCCAUUUGCUAGAAAGAUUAUGAGAACUGAAUAGCGGGGCAAUUAAUAAUUGGACGAGGGAUGAGCCAGCAGUGCUGAAGGGGCAGAAGGAAUUUUGUCUGCCCUUUCUGAUGGACAUAGAAACACUGACAUCCCUUAAUCAUCAAAAACUAGCCCUCAUCAUUACAACAUGGGCAACACAUUUCAACACACAGGGGUGUAAAACAUUCUAGAGCAGGACCACAUAUGCCAGAUUAAAAGGCCUAUGGGAACUAGGGAGAAUAAUUGAGGCAGGCUGGACUUCAUCAUGAUUAAGGAUGCAAUUGCUCUGUUGAAAGAAAUGAUGUAAUUUGAAAGAUGGAACAAUUGGAAAUAUCCAAUUGGAAUUAAAAGGAAAGAAUUUAAAAUUGUAGUAAGAAUUACGUAAAGGCACAUAGAGUUGUAAACGUAAUGUACAAAAGCAUGAAUUAGAUAAGCAUGUCGCAAAAUCAAGACUGGUUUUAAUAGACGAGGAAAGUUAAAUUUUGGAUUGCGAAUAACUCGUUAGAAAAGUGCUGGAUUUUCUCGAGCAUGUUCAGACAUUGUUUUGGACAAUAUUACCUCGACUCAACAGAGAAGAGUAAGUUAGGGCACUGUAAGUAACAUUGUAACUGAAGAUGAGACAACAGUGACGCGAUUGAAUACAUAUUUUCGAUCAGUACCAAAAGAAAGAUGAAUUUAAUUUGUGCUCCUUGGUUCACAAACUCAGGAAGUCCCAACAUACUUUACAGCCAAGUAAACACUUAUAAGUCUACUGUAGUAAAGUGACAUCCCACUACACUGAAGCCAAAACUGUAGCUAGAACACUUAAACAUACAAGGAGAUAAGGCAAUUGUAAAGUGAAGGCAGUUGGUCAUUUCACACGUCAAUUUGACGAGUUCCUAUCUCAACGUGGCAUUAGCAAUUAAAAAAAAUUAUUUUUGAAGAAACUAUUUAAACACAGUUAAAAAAAAUCUGAGAAUCGAACACAAAAGAUCCAAGGACAUAAUUUAUGUAACUGCUUUCACCAACAGAUAAUUUAACAUAAAUAUUCACUUGGAAUAGAAACUUUUGAUAACCUAAGAGUUCGUCACCACUACAACAGUUUUUUUUAAAUGAUAAGGACUAAUUAAAUCCAAGCAACUCAUGGACCUAUGGUACAACGAAGAGGGAGUCAUUUGCGUUAAUCCAAAUUGUCACGGGUGUGAUGUGUGUUAUUAAUAAAAGGUGAUUUUGGGAAACUUGCAAUGGAACUGCAGAUAGGGGUGAUCACCUGUGUGAAUAGGAACAAGCUCCUUCAAGAAAUCACUGGAGUGAGCUAAUGCUCAGAACCAGAGAUAGAACAAAGUACAUGCAAGCUGAAAUUAUUUUGCAGUUUAAGAAUUAAAGCUGUGUAAGGAUGUUAGAAUACAAAGGUCAUAUUAGUGCACGAUAUUUUGUAGUGUUUUAUAUCAAAUAAUCAUUUGUAGUUGUAAGAUUUUAUGUAAUAUUAUUUGUAGUGCUUGCUUUUAUAUUUUAUUUGUAAUGUUUACUUAGUUUUAAUAAACUUAUGAAAGAUU